UCCUGGCUGCGAAUGCUUCGCAAGAGGCUCAGACGAGACUCUUAGCCCACUUUGACAUAACAACUCUAACACAUAUGAGUACUGUCACCGUUAUGGUUCACUACACUUGUGCCAAAGCUGUCGCCGGUACCGCCUGCACUGGCCGAAGGCGACGUCGUAGCAUCAAGCUAGACAUCAGUAAGAGUUACAACCCUGGCGCCUUCGAGACACUCGUUGGCAGCUCACUGAACACCGAGCUUGAAGAACCCGAAGAAAGCAACGACAAGGGGAAGUUCUUCACGGUUUGGAAGACAACCACUUCGACCCUCAUGAUCACCUCCACUUCGUACAACAGGGAUAUCACCGUGUCUGUGUCCCUGUACUGCACCAACGCCUCCAUGCUGUACGACCUUUGUUAAACAGCUAAAUAACUAUCCUGGCUAGUCGUCUACUACAGCGAGACAUUAAUUUUUAGUAUUAAGUGUAUGCAUAUAUAAAUGUGUUCGACUGUGUGCAAAAAGUUGGCCCUCAAAAUAAAUUUCACCAUUU
Messenger RNA from Penaeus monodon (black tiger shrimp), 528 nucleotides. RefSeq lists its product as uncharacterized. NCBI's taxonomy places the organism in Eukaryota, Metazoa, Arthropoda, Malacostraca, Decapoda, Penaeidae. The coding region runs from base 75 to 398 and encodes 107 amino acids. The transcript is spliced from 3 exons. The record is from RefSeq and is a predicted model, not a curated record.